Molecule: messenger RNA, 2597 nt
Organism: Ornithorhynchus anatinus (platypus)
Lineage: Eukaryota; Metazoa; Chordata; Mammalia; Monotremata; Ornithorhynchidae
Product: vomeronasal type-2 receptor 26-like
Exons: 7
Coding region: 1-2532 (843 amino acids)
Biological process (GO): G protein-coupled receptor signaling pathway
Cellular component (GO): membrane
Molecular function (GO): G protein-coupled receptor activity
Source: RefSeq, a predicted model, not a curated record
AUGCCCGGAACUGCAACCAUCGAUGAGGACUAUUCCCGGGGCUACUACAAAGACGGGGACCUGGUGAUUGGAGGGCUCUUAGCUCUGAAUGUGUUUGAGGGAAAUCUCCCGUCGUUUAAGAAACAUCCUUUUUGGUUCGAUAAAGGGUUUGCCCGUGUCCCCAAACACAAUCAACACGUCCUGGCCCUGGUGUUUGCCGUGGAACAGAUCAACAAGGACCCCAGCCUCCUGCCCAACUUUUCCCUGGGAUUCCACCUCUAUGAUACCUUAUUCCGGGAGAGGCUGGCCGUGGAGCAGUCUCUGAUGCUGCUCUCGGGCCCAGGGAGGACAGUGCCCAAUUACAGCUGCGAGGAAAGGGGCAAGCUGGUGGCCGUCAUCGGGGGAAUCAAGUCAACCUUGUCCAUUGCCAUGGCCAACGUCCUAGGAUUCCAUAAAUUCCCCCAGAUCACCUAUGGCCCCUUUGACGGUACCCUGAGGGAUUCGGGGCAGUUCCCCUCUCUCUACCAGAUGGCCCCCAGGGACACCGCUCAGCAGCGGGGAAUAGUCCGACUGUUGGUGCAUUUUGGCUGGACCUGGGUCAGCCUCGUUAUCUCCAAUAAUGUUCAAGGUGAAACUUUCGCCCGGGACCUGAUGGGAGAGAUGGACAGACACGGAGUCUGUGUGGCCUUUACAGAACAGAUUCCAGAAACUAAAUACUACGGCACAUGGGAGGCCCGCCUAUUCCAUCACAAAAUGAAUACCAUAUUGGUCAACGUGGUCAUUGUCCAUGGUGAUAUCGAUUCGCUCAUCAUGUUUAAAUGGGUCAUCGGUUGGGCUGAGAUUUGGGGGAAGGUGUGGAUCACCACAGCCCACUGGGACAUCUCCGUCUCCAACGCUUAUAACACGUAUCAAAAUUCUUUCUGCGGUUCCUUGUCAUUUUCCAUCCACACAGACGAGAUUACUGGUUUUGAAGAUUUUGUCCGGGAAGCAAGCCCUUCUAAAUAUCCCAAUGAUGUUUUUCUUCAGCAAUUCUGGGAGGCUGAACAAGGCUGUUUCUUGUCACUCCGACAAAUGGGAAGAAAAAGGACAGGAGUAUGCAUGGGAAAUGAGAGCUUUGACAGACUCCCACAAUUUGAUCUGGAUUUGCAGUUGUCGGGACUGAAGUACACUCUGUACAGUGCUGUGUAUGCAGUGGCUCGGGUACUCCAUGAAAUGCUCUUGUCCAGGACAGAAGCGGAGGUGUCUGAGACAGGAGACGCUGUGAUAUUUCCUCCGAGGCAGCUCUACUCCUUCCUAAGGCGACCCAAGCUCAAAAUUACUGCUGGAGGCGAGUGGAACUUUGACCGAAACAACCCUUCAGUCGUGAGCUAUGAUAUCCUGAAUUUUAUCCAGGUCGGAUUUGAAAAUUUCACCAGGGUUAAGGUGGGAGAAUUUAACCCUCAGUCUUUUCUGGGGAACGACUUGACCAUCAACGAGGAGGCCAUUGUGUGGGACAGAGAAUUCAAUCAGACCCCCCGCUCCCUGUGCAGCGAAAGCUGCAGCCCUGGACAUAGGAAAACAGCUCGUGAGGGUAAGGCUGUCUGCUGCUACGAUUGUUCCCGGUGCCCAGAGGACGAGAUCUCCAACCAGACCGAUGCGACCCAAUGCAUGAGAUGUCUUGAAGAUGAGUAUCCAAACCAGGAGAAAAAUCGCUGCCUUCCCAAAGUCAUCAUUUUUCUCUCUUACCAAGAGCCACUGGGAGUUGCAUUCGUUUGCAUGGCUCUUUCCUUCUUCUGGAUCUCAGCCCUGACCCUGGGGAUCUUUAUUAAGCACCGGGACACACCCAUCGUCAGAGCCAAUAACCGUGGUCUUAGCUACAUCCUCCUCGUCUCCCUCAUGCUCUCCUUCCUUUGCUCCCUCGUCUUCAUCGGCCGCCCCAGCACAGCAUCCUGCCUCCUCCGACAGGUUGCCUUUGGCAUCAUAUUCUCCGUGGCCGUGGCUUCGGUGCUGGCCAAGACCAUCACAGUGGUCCUGGCCUUCCGGGUCUCCAAGCCGGGGAGCAGGUUCCGGGGAUGGAUGGGUCCCCGCAUGUCUAACUGUGUCGUCCUCAUCUGCUCCCUUAUCCAAGUGACCAUCUGUGGGAUCUGGCUGGGAACUGCUCCCCCUUUUCCUGACUCCAACACACAGGCUGAAUUUGGCCACAUCGUUCUUGAGUGCAACGAGGGCUCCGUCACCGCCUUCUACUGUGUCCUGGGCUACCUGGCCUUCCUGGCCCUGGUCAGCUUCACGGUGGCCUUUCUGGCCCGGAAUCUUCCCGACACGUUCAACGAGGCCAAGUUCAUCACGUUCAGCAUGCUGGUGUUCUGCAGCGCCUGGAUCUCCUUCCUGCCCACCUACCUGAGCACCAAAGGCAAGGCCAUGGUGGCCGUGGAGAUCUUCUCCAUCUUGGCCUCCAGCGCUGGACUCCUGGGUUGUAUCUUUGGGCCCAAGGUCUAUGUGAUCUUGCUGAGGCCGGACAGGAACAACCGAGACCAGUUACUGAGGAAACUCAAUUCCAACAUCAAAUCCCCUUGACAUUGGUCCCAAACAUGUAGAUGCCAUCUACCCCAUUCUUUUUGCUAACACACUUCAGAAAUCAU